AUGUCUAUCGAUCCGGACACGCGUCGUAAGCUUCUUCUCCUCCAGAAGAACGGUGCCGAGGGUGCCAACAAGAAAUGUUUCGAUUGCGGAGCACCAAACCCCCAAUGGGCGUCGCCAAAGUUUGGGAUCUUCAUUUGUCUUGAAUGUGCUGGACUUCACCGUGGAUUAGGGGUCCAUAUCUCAUUUGUUCGUUCCAUCACUAUGGACCAGUUUAAGCCUGAAGAAGUGUUGCGCAUGGAAAAGGGUGGCAACUUGAAUGCUCGUGAAUAUUUCACCGGCCAUGGUCUUGACAUGAAACUUCCAAUCACGGCCAAAUACAACAACUACGUUGCUGACGAUUACAAGGAAAAGUUAACCUGUGACAUUGAAGGCCGUGAAUGGGUCGAGAAGGACCACUCGGGCGAGUCCUUGCCGGACGUUAACUCGGUUGGUACCGGUGCCAACUUGCCUAGACCAUCUGGUGGUGCCCCCGUGGGCGGCGCAAACAACGGGCAAUCACCUAUUCUGUCCCGUAGAGGAACUCCUCUUAACGAUCAAAAGAUCAAGAACGAGGCCUACUUUGCUGAAUUGGGUAACAAAAACGAAUCCAGACCCGAUCAUUUACCUCCUUCUCAAGGUGGUAAAUAUGCUGGUUUCGGGAACACCCCAGCAGGUUCUUCUUCUUCUUCUGGACCAAGAGGAAGUCUUGCCUCUUUCACGAUUGACAACCUUCAAUCAGACCCAUUGGGAACCCUUACCAAGGGUUGGGGUUUGUUUUCAUCCACCGUGGCCAAAUCCGUUUCUGAAGUUCAUGAAACCGUCAUUAAGCCAGGUAUCUACCAAUUGCAGGACAGUGAAUUCUCUGGUGAAGCUCGCCGUGCCAUGGCUCAAUUCGGACAAAAGAUGCAAGAAACUGGGAAGUACGGUCAAGAGACUUUCCAAACAUUCACUCAUGAACAAGGGUUAGACAAGAAGUUUGGCAAUCUCUUUGAAGGGUUAAGUCUCAAUGAAGGUUCAAGCUCGCAAGCAUCCACUGCUCCAGCUUUUGGUUUGGCCAAGCCUAAGGAAAAGACCAAGUUACAAGGUUUGGGAAACAAGAAGGAUGACGAUUGGAAGAAUGAGAAGUGGGAUGAUUUUUAG
[Candida] anglica is the source of this 1119-nucleotide messenger RNA. The record is from the annotation of a GenBank genome assembly. Lineage: Eukaryota; Fungi; Ascomycota; Pichiomycetes; Serinales; Debaryomycetaceae.